Molecule: messenger RNA, 5151 nt
Organism: Thermochaetoides thermophila DSM 1495
Lineage: Eukaryota; Fungi; Ascomycota; Sordariomycetes; Sordariales; Chaetomiaceae
Product: putative SAC3 family protein
Exons: 1
Coding region: 1-5151 (1716 amino acids)
Biological process (GO): mRNA export from nucleus
Cellular component (GO): cytoplasm; nucleus; transcription export complex 2
Source: RefSeq, a predicted model, not a curated record
AUGAUGGCGCCAGCUAACAAUCCCUUCGGGGCGCCUCCAGCGCAGGUCAACAACCCUUUCGCCUCUCCAGCCCCGUCUAAUCAAGGUUCAUCCGUCUUCGGAGCGCCAGCACAAAGUACCUUCGGCGCGCCCUCAUCCAACAAUCCUUUCGGUGCGUCUUCUGCGAAACCAUCUGGUGCACCGGCCGCGAAUCCGUUCGGUGCCCCGAUCAAGAACCCUUUCGGUGCUUCCGCUCAGAACGCCCAGAACAAACCGUUCGGCGCUCCAACCGCAGGGAACGGGUCUUCCUUGGCCGCUGCGAAUCCAUUCGGAGCCGCAUCCGGCCAGACGUCUGCAUUUGGCAGUACGCCUGCUGGUUCCGCACCCCAGUCAAAAGGGUCGAGUCGCCAGCCGUCUCCUGCUGGUCGUCAGAAUCAGUCUGGCAGGCAACAAGCCAACCUCGUCGGCGCUCCCCAGGGGCCUAGUGGCAAGAAACGAACACCAUCACCUUUCGACACCCGACAACGAACUCAAGCUCCGAGUAAAAGAGCACAAGCGUCAGAAGAGAGUGACUCAGACGCCAUGAGCGGUCGCAAGAGCAAGGGAAAGGGUUUCGGCGGGCUUAAGUCGCAGCCGCCAGCCGCAAAUAAAGCGACUAAUAACGCUAAUACAACUGGUUUUGCUGGGCGAACGAACCGGAACUCCCAGGAAGCCACUCCGUUUGCGGAUCUGAAGUCAACUUUGAAAAAGAUUGCCGGCCAAGAGACCGAGAAGUUCACGAAGAAGGCCAAACCAGGAGAAAAGAAUAAGAAGCCAGAGCGUCAGGUGCGCUUCCAACCCACUUCCCAGGUUAACGGCAACAAGAAUGGCCCGAUGCGCGAACCGACUGAGCGGACCAAAGAGCUGUCGACUUUUGCGUAUGAAUAUGCGAACGACCUCUUGGGACACCUGAAGAAAGAGAACAUCAAUCCCCCGCAAUGGCCGGCCGAGCCCGGUAAUCCGAACAAGCGCGGUGCUAUUGAGAGCCUCAAAGAAGCUUAUAAGAAGUACCGCGCCCGUGUAUAUGCUUCACUGAGAAAAGCCGACAAGAUCGACGAUCCGGAAAAGAGGAGAAAGCUCGAGGAUGCUCUGCCUUUCAAGGGCAUCUGCGAGGAUAUGUGCCCAGAGUUUGAACAGGUGUCUCGUAUUGCUGAGUACGAUGUCAUGACGGAGGAGAAGUCGGUCGGUCCUGAUGGCCAUACUCUGUGGCCCGAUCCGGCCAAGAUGGUGAAGAAGUUUGGUCGCUCAGCUGCCGGUCAAGAUGCGCCCCUGCCCAUGGAUGUGCGUACCGUUGACGCGCUUCGGAGGACGACCGACUACCUAUUUAAUGACCUCUUGCAAUCCGAGAACAACCUACCUGCCAUGCACAACUUCCUUUGGGAUCGGACGAGAGCCGUUCGCAAGGAUUUCACCUUCCACUCGCAGAAGACGGCCGAGGAGAUGAAGGACAUGGUCUACUGCUUCGAAGCCAUCGCCCGGUUCCACGCCAUCGCUCUUCACCUGCUAUCGAGGAAAGGCUUCGCCAAUGAGGACUUCGACCAGAAGCAGGAGAUUGAGCAGCUCGGCCGCACCAUCCUAUCGCUGAUGGAGGCCUAUGAUGUUUGCAGGGACAUGAAGGUCCCAUGCGAAAACGAGCCCGAGUUCAGGGCGUACUACUUGCUCCUGAAUGCUGGUGACCCCGCCAUAGCAAAACGGAUACCUACCUGGGGCAAGGAGUACUGGUUUGAGUCGGAGGAGGUGCAGACCGCGCUGUCUCUUAUCCACACGAUGGAGGAUGUCCGAGAACCCAAGGGUCCUAUCAAGCCCCGGAAAGGGACAACUCUUUCGGAUACUUCCUUCACAAACUACUUCGCCAUUGUCGAGGACCCCCGCGUGUCUUACACCAUGGCCUGCAUUGCCGAAAUCCACUUCACCACGGUACGCCAGGGUAUCCUUCGGAACCUGGUUCGCUGCUACGCCCGCCACCGCGAUGCCCCGAGAACUAUCACAGCCUCUGAUCUCAACGCCAUGCUGCGUUUCGACACACCUGAGGAGGCUGUCGAGUUUGCCGAGCUCCACGAGUUCGAGUUCACGACCUGGGUCCCCGACGGGAAGCCUGAGGUCAAGGAACCAUAUCUCCUUCUCAACCAGAAAAAGAAGAUUGUGCCAUCGCCCCGUGUACGUCAGUCGUUUUCGGCUCAGAUUGUGGAGAGGAAGCGUCAAGGGCAGCCACUACCUUUCGUUAUCUACAACACCGUCUACGAGGAGAUGUCGGAGAAGCCGGCCGGGUCGAUCGAUGAUGAUGGCAGUCCGGAUAGUCUAUUUGUCAGCCAGAAGUCUCCGGAGCUGACGAGGUCUGUUUUUGGCGCUCCUUCUACGACUACCCCGUCGUUUUUCAAUGCCCCUUCGGCGGCAUCAACGACAGCUGCGCCGUCGACAGGGACAGUGGCCUCAUCAAUCUUUAGCUUUCCGACAACAUCCAGCACUCCCCAGCUUAGAGCCACAUCAAGCACAGGCACAACGAGCCAGCUGUCGGCCUUUGGAAGCGCCCAGUCUUCACAGCCGGCGAGCUCGACAACCACCACAAGCGUGUUUGGAGGCUUCGGCAAGCCUGCCGAGCCCGCUACCACGGAGAGUCCCUUCUCUUCCUUGAGCCAACCAACCACCACGACCAUGACCACCACUCCGGCUGCUGCUCCCAAGCCGAAUUUUCCUGCUGAACCUCCCAAGCAACCCGAACAAGCAGCUACCAGUUCGACAACUACGUCCCCAAAGACUGCUGACAAGAAUCCUUUCUCUUUCCUCAAAAACAACGACGUCCUAGCAAAACAACCUUCUACAUCGUUUGUCUUUCCUUCUACCUCGACGCUCUCUGGUAGCGCUGCCACCCCAACACCUUCUAUCUCUACCACUACGACAUUCGAUGCUACGACAAAACCGACCGCUUCAACUCAGACUUACCAGUUCGGGGCAGCUCCUGCAGGUGGUUCUUCUCUCUUCCCGACGGCAACGCCAACCAAGUCGGCAGAUAAGCAACCUGUCACUUCAGCAUCCAUCCCAUCUAUCACGGUCACACCACCUCCCACUUCGACUCCGGCCACGUCAGCCGAAAGUAAGCCUACUCUCCCUGCAGCGCUGCCUGCAAUCUUCGGACAGCAACCCCUUCCUCCCGCCUCGACAUCACAACCAUCGCUGUUUGCUUCUAUCAAGCCUGCAGCAUCCCCGACCAAACCUCAAGAGCCGCCGCCACCUCCUAAGCCUAAGCGGGAUCUAAUGGCGGAUUUCACGAAAUGGUUUGUCACGGGAGACGGAGGCAUCAUGGAAGAAUUUACUGAGGAAACAUUACGUCACCUGCUCUGGGACGUUUGGCAGCGUCACCAGCGUGAGGAAGCCGAAAGAAAGCGCAAGGCCGAAGAGGAGGAAUCAUGGCGCCUGGCUCGGGAGCACCUUACACAUCGGUUGCAGGUUAAGUACUUUUACCGUUGGCGCGAAAAGGCACGCGCUCUUGCCACAAAGCGCUUACUGCGCGAGGGCAAAGAAAAGAUGCGCCUUUACCGCGAACAACAACGCCUGCUUCAAAAACAACGGCUUGAAGAACAGCGCAAGGCGGAAGAGGAAGCUCGCAGAAAGGCCAAGCGCGAAAUCAUGGAAGACGCCCAGCACUUCAGCUUCCUCGCAUCCCAGAUUCGUGCGCGACGCGCCAGCAGCAUGGCCUACAGCGCCGACCAGACUGAGGAGCAAUUGGUUGCGAGCGGCAUCUUUUCUGGGUUGAAUGAGGAUCCGCAUGCGAUUGCGCGUAGUGUUGUGCGCGAAGCACGCGCUGCUGAGAUGAAUGGCAGCUAUGCAGUGACCGAUGCCGCGUCGGUCACGCCAUCUCGAUCGACCUUUCGGUAUCCUGAGUCGGAUCUUGAGCUCGAGCCUGCGCCUUCACAUCAUGGGUCCGAUACUGCUAGCAGCAUUGGCGGCCGGCGUGAGGGAUGGAAGACGCGUUCGCUGCGUGAGAAACUGGGUAUUGGCGUGCCGAAGUUUGAUGGCCGGCGGAGUUUGUCGGGCACGUUUUCGGCUGAUGGACUGAACAGCUUCCGGCAGUCGCUGCGUUCAUCGGUUGGGAGUAGUGUCAAUGGAAGGGCUACUAACUUUUCUGUUGCAGCUGCUGCACGGAAGAGGAAUUCGGAGGAGUUGUCAGGUGAUGAGAUUGAUACUAUGAGUCUUGGUGGCGCGGCGAGGAAGAGGAGGGCGUUGUUUGGGUCGUCGGUUGCGAGCAUCUCGAGUGCCAUUGGCAGUUUGUCGAAGUCUCGGCAUUGGGAACUGCGCGCUCGCGGGUUUGUCCCCAUGCCCGAUGGCGCUUGGCUUCCAGAGGCUGUCGCAAAGCUGCGCAGAGAGCAGGCCGAGCGCCAGCGGAAAGAAGAAGACGAACGGAAGCGGCGCGAGGAGCAACUACGGCAGCUGCAAGAGCAACAGCAAGACGAUGAUGAGCCCGAGUUUCCUUUCCAGCGCGAGGAGUCACCUACCAAGCUCUCAACCGGCGAACUGCGCGCCCGUCUGGCUAAGCUAAAAGAAUACAAAGAACAACGCAGCAAGGGCUUGCGCAACAGCAUCGACCUCGGCACUCAUUCCCCUCUGCACCCAACCGAUCCCUUCCAACAGCAGGAAGUUACCCUGCACCAGAAGCGCAAACGCGACGCUAACACCGCCGCCUUUGACGAAGAGCGUGCAUCGCGAUGCUCACCCUCCGACAAGGAAGCUGACGCCAAAGCAAGAGGCUACUCCCCGAUCUCGACGUCGCGUAAGCGUCUCAACCUCAACGAUACGCCCACUCGAAGCUGGAGCCACCACCACAACUCUUCUUCUACCACCCCGACAUUUGUUCGCCCUCCGCUGCCUCCCCAGUACCAGCAACAUCAGCCUGAGUCCUCGCCGCCCCCGCCGCUGGCGGUUAGGCCGUUUACGACUGUUGAGGCAGCGGCGGCUGCACGGGCGGCCUCGCCGAGUACAACGCCGACAGGUGUCCCGACGGUGUCGGUACUGGGGAGGGAGGAAACAGCUGCUAUGGUGGAGGAUACGUGGAGGAUGUUGAGGGAACUGCAUGAGUGUAUGGAUCAGUUGGAGGAGAAGGAUAGGGAGGAGAGACCGGUUAUGGGGAUGAAGGGAUAA